AUGGCCUACGUCAAUGGCAACCGACCAGUCGAAUUCGACGACGAUGACCGCGAUGAGGAGGCCCUCGUGGCCGACUAUCAGGAACAAGUCAACUAUGAAGGUGGCGAGGGACUCGAACGUGGGGACAGUCUCGGUGGCCCAGCAGAUUUAAGAGCACAACUCGAAGCAGCGGCUGCACCUUUAGAGUACCAGGCUUCGCUCGAAACGAAAUUCUCGUCGUACGAUAACUACUGCUCACUAUUCCACUACAUUCUCAAUUCAGAAGGCCCCGUCGACAUCGAGCAGCCCUCAUAUUACUGGGCCUGGGAUGUGAUCGACGAAUUUAUCUACCAAUUCGAGUCCUUCUGUCGCUAUCGCAAUCGCGUAGCCCGCACGAACCCCGGCGAUGAAGAAGCCCAGAUUCUCCGCGAGAACCCAAACACCUGGGGUUGCUACUCCGUCCUCAACGUCCUCUACUCCCUCAUCCAGCGCUCCCAAAUCAACGAGCAGCUCGCAGCCCAGAAGCGCAAUGAAGACCCCGCAAACGUCGCUGGCGAGUACGGCUCCCGUCCUAUGUACCGCAUGCUCGGCUACUUCUCCAUCAUCGGCCUCCUCCGAGUCCACUGCCUACUGGGCGACUUCAGCCUGGCGCUCAAAACCCUCGACGACAUCGAGAUGAACAAGAAAGCCAUCUACAUGAUGCUACGCCGUUACGCCGACGCCGUGCGCAUGUUCAGCCACAUCCUCGUCUACGUUUCCCGUACCAAGAAUUUCCAAAAGGGCGGCAAUCAACAAAGUGGCUACGACGCUAUCGCCAAGAAGACCGAACAGAUGUACGCGCUCAUCGCCAUCUGCGUCUCCUUCGCACCUACCCGCCUCGAUGACACGAUCCACACCGUCCUCCGCGAGAAAUACGGCGACAAGUUUAACAAACUCCAGCGCGGCGGUCCAGAUUCGCUCCCCGUCUACCGCGAGCUCUUUCAAACCGCCUGCCCCAAAUUCAUCUCCCCCACCCCGCCAGACUUUGACAACCCGAGCCUCAACAUCGAUCCCGUCGAGCACCACACCGAGAUCUUCAUGGACGAAGUCAAAAACACCCUCUUCAACCCCACUGUGAAAUCAUAUCUCAAGCUCUACACGACCAUGGACCUGAAGAAACUCAGCAGUUUCCUGGAUGUCGAGCCGGAGAAGCUGCGCAGCUGGCUUCUGGUGAAUAAGCAGCGAAGCAGGCAGAUUCGGUGGACGGAGGGCGGGUUGUUGGAUGGAGAGGUUGUGAAUGGAAGCGAGCUAGAUUAUGCGGUUGAGGGGGAUCUGAUUCACAUCAGUGAGGCGAAGCAAGGAAGGAGGCUUGUGGAUUGGUAUCUGAGGAACUUGGCGAGGGCAUAUUGA
Molecule: messenger RNA, 1368 nt
Organism: Cyphellophora attinorum
Lineage: Eukaryota; Fungi; Ascomycota; Eurotiomycetes; Chaetothyriales; Cyphellophoraceae
Product: Eukaryotic translation initiation factor 3 subunit L
Exons: 3
Coding region: 1-1368 (455 amino acids)
Biological process (GO): translational initiation
Cellular component (GO): cytoplasm; eukaryotic translation initiation factor 3 complex
Molecular function (GO): translation initiation factor activity
Source: RefSeq, a predicted model, not a curated record